Rangifer tarandus platyrhynchus (Svalbard reindeer) is the source of this 339-nucleotide messenger RNA. The record is from the annotation of a GenBank genome assembly. Lineage: Eukaryota; Metazoa; Chordata; Mammalia; Artiodactyla; Cervidae.
AUGUCCAUCGAGUCGGUGAUGCCAUCCAGCCAUCUCAUCCUCUGUCAUUCCCUUCUCCUCCCACCCUCAAUCUUUCCCAGCAUCACAGUCUUUUCAAAUGAGUCAUCUCUUCGCAUCAGGUGGCCAAAGUAUUGGAGUUUCAGCUUCAACAUUAGUCCUUCCAAUGAACACCCAGGACUGAUCUCCUUUAGGAUGGACUGGUUGGAUCUCCUUGCAGUCCAGGGGACUCUCAAGAGUCUUCUCCAACACCACAGUUCAAACGCAUCAAUUCUUCAGCACUCAGCUUUCUUUAUAUUCACAUCCAUACAUGACUACUGGAAAAAACAUAGCCUUGACUAA